AUGGAGCGCAUGUCUUUCUUGACAAGGGACGGUCACUUCCUGCGCCCGAUAUGCUCUUCAUGUUUCUGUCGGAUCCGUUCUACGAAAAACUCUGUUCUCCAAUCUUCAAACAGACCUCAGCGACUCCAAGAUGUAUCCCGACACUUCUCCCCGCAGCGCGUUUUUCACAACACCCGACAGAGCAGCCUACACCAGGAAUCACAGACACACCAAGCAUAUCCCUUGAAGGGCUACUAUUCUGAUAUUCUCUCUCAUCCGACCGAUCUAUCUAUGUCUAAUCCUCCCCUUCGAAAUACAGCCGCUUCUUCUACCCUGCCACCAUCAUCGCAUUCCCCCUCUAAACAACAAGAACUUUCUCCGGCCGAACGGAUGAGCAUAGUUUUUGGUACUCGCCUCGCUGGGCCGGGCUAUACAUCCCGCUAUAACCCGGACACACCGCCCGACUCGACUUGGCAGACCAUCAAUGGCGUCCCCAUCCCUCCGCGGCCCACUGAACCCGACAAUUGCUGUAUGAGUGGAUGCGUACACUGCGUAUGGGACGAUUAUCGGGACAAUGUUGAAGAAUGGGCAGCGCGCGUGCAAGAAGUGAAGAAGCGCCGGUCCCGUGCGAAGGUGUUAUCAGAGGAAAGCGCUGAUGUCAGACAUAUACUCCGCCGUGAGGUCAAUAACGCCAGUUCGAGUAUGGACGACGACGGAGGUGGUAGUGAGAGUAAUUGGAAUAGCGAUUCGCUGUCGCCCGGCUCGAAUGAUUUGUUCGAAGGAAUUCCGGUCGGAAUUCGAGAGUUUAUGAAGAUAGAAAAAAGACUGAGGGACAAGAAGAAGGCCUUUCAAACGGCGACCUGA
This is a messenger RNA of Ophidiomyces ophidiicola, 843 nucleotides long. RefSeq lists its product as uncharacterized. Gene Ontology annotation, cellular component: mitochondrion. The transcript has a single exon. Bases 1 to 843 code for a protein of 280 amino acids. The record is from RefSeq and is a predicted model, not a curated record. Lineage: Eukaryota; Fungi; Ascomycota; Eurotiomycetes; Onygenales; Onygenaceae.